Closterium sp. NIES-67 is the source of this 823-nucleotide messenger RNA. NCBI's taxonomy places the organism in Eukaryota, Viridiplantae, Streptophyta, Zygnematophyceae, Desmidiales, Closteriaceae. The record is from the annotation of a GenBank genome assembly.
CUACUGACACUGCCGUGGACCAACACUUUCCCUCCCCAAGCAUCUACUGUAUGUGCGAGCUUCGAGAGCAUCAAUCCAUGGCGGACUGAUGCCGUCGAUCUCGCUGUGUAAUUCCGGAGAUUCAGCGAACCCCCCCAACGCAGUCGUCGUCGUGACCGCUUACACCUGUAAGCCACUACUCAGCCUUCAACAUUCAUUCAAAGGCAACUUUCCCCGAUCACUGAAACGCGGCAGCAAUCUCGUUCCGAGCGCGGCCUCCUGUGUCUCUCGCCUUUCUAUCCUCUGCUCUCGCCCACGCGCGCGUCUCCCAAUCAUCGCUCUCGGUUCUCGCUCUUCGGGCCGAGGCUCCUGCGCCAAGCCGAGCAUCGUUCAUCGACAAGUUGAGGAAACCGCCGCCGCAGCCGCAGAAGCGAGAUUGCUGGGAGUCGUAGUCGUUGAUCCUCGGCGGGGGUGGCCGCCGAGCUUCCGUGCGAUGCGGAGCUCGCCGUGACGCCUCUGCUUGCUCGGCUGUAUCUGGAGUGCUUUGACGAGGCGGCACGAGGAGACGGGAGGAGACGGGAGGAGGAGGGAGGAGAGAGGAGAUCCGGGAGUUGGAGCAAGGGUCCAGCAGAGGCAGUCGCGCGGCGGUCGCGGGUGUGCCAAGGCGAAGCAGCAUUGUUUUGUCACGCUCGAGCGGUCGGGGGUUUAGCGUGAUUCCGCCUCGUCGCCAUGGCGUGGGCGGUCGAUUCCACUGUGAAGCUCGUGCUGGGCAUUAUAGGCAAUAUAACGGCCCUCGCUCUCUUCCUCUCCCCCGUCUUCCUCUCCCCAUUGGCCCAUCUUUCAC